This is a messenger RNA of Blastocystis hominis, 1518 nucleotides long. RefSeq lists its product as hypothetical. Lineage: Eukaryota; Bigyra; Opalinata; Blastocystidae. The transcript is spliced from 2 exons. Gene Ontology annotation, biological process: protein refolding; cellular response to unfolded protein. Bases 1 to 1518 code for a protein of 505 amino acids. Gene Ontology annotation, molecular function: ATP hydrolysis activity; heat shock protein binding; ATP-dependent protein folding chaperone. The record is from RefSeq and is a predicted model, not a curated record. Gene Ontology annotation, cellular component: cytoplasm.
AUGGAUCACACUCUGGCGAUUGACUUUGGAACGUCAAACUCGGCGGCGUACAUUUUCAAGAGAAAGAUGGAGGUUUUAACAGAUAGUAACGGAAACUAUCUUUUUCCAUCUUAUGUAAUGUACAACGGCGACGUCGCCGUCAUCGGAAAUAUUGCAAAAAUCAAUCUGGGCAAACCUGGGAAGUAUGUUGUAGCCAGCGUGAAGAGACUGAUUGGAUUGAGAUACGAGGACUACGAGAAAAUGGAUCAAAAGAAUAUUUUUGGAUGUGAGGUGGUUCGGGGUGAAGAUGGCUAUCCCCGUUUUGUCGUGAAUAAUCAAGGUGGACUGAGGAGUUGCAUCGAAGUGGCGUCCGAAAUUUUCAAAGCGAUCAAGAAGCGGGCGGAUUACUAUGGUUCCCCGAAUGUGUACGACGAAGCGUAUCUAACGAUCCCUGCUAACUUCGAUGCUCGCCAGUGCAAAGCAAUCAAGCUGGCUGCAACGCUCGCCGGUCUAACUGUCCGCAAACUGAUUGCUGAGCCCACGGCCGCCGCUCUCUCGUACGUUCUCAACUCAGAUCUCACAUUUUUGCCGCAAGAGAAGAUGAUCGUGUACGAUUUUGGAGGAGGCACUUUUGAUGCCUCCUUGUUGACCUAUGACGAGAGCAGUGGAAUCCAAGUGCUUGGAGAAAACGGGGACAACCACUGCGGAGGGAACGAUGUUGAUCUCGCUCUGUGCGAAUACAUCCAAAACACAGUGAGGGAGGAAGAACACAUCGAGCUGAUUCCUCCGUCCAAGUCGGCGCGCCGAAAGAGCAGCCGGUUGCGCUCCAUUACAGAUAUUGAUCUCUCCGAGGUCAACGACGCGCUCGAUACCUUUACAAUCACCGCUGCCACGCUGGGCGUGAUCAUUAACCCCAUCAUCAAACGAACUAUUGAUUGCGUGGUCCGUCUGCUGGAAAACAACGACCUCCAGCCGGGAAACAUUUCUUACGUCUUCUUAGUGGGCGGUUCAUCGAAACUCGCCUCUGUCACCAAAAGUCUCCAAACUCUCUUUGGAUCAUCUUGCCAAUUUCCCAGCGUAGAUCCCGACCAUUGUGUAGCAUUUGGAGCCAUGUGUCUCCUCCACUCGGAUUGCACGAAUCCCAAAGCGUUACAGAAGUCGCUAUCGACGUCUUAUGGACUAGGGAUUGGCAACGGACAGGUUCUCAUAAUGUUGAAGAAGGGUUGCACGCUCCCUCUCACAUCGCGGUAUUACACGUUCACCACCACAGUGGAGCGGCAGCAGCAAGUGAACAUGAAAAUCUAUCAGCAUUCCGGGAAUGUAGACUUGACAGAACGUUUCUCGAUGGUUUCUGAAAAGAAUUGUCACUAUAUAUUUGACUUGGAGUUGUCACUGCUAAAGAAGAGGAUUGUAGCUCCUGCGAUGAUAGAUAUCACGUUUUCGUUCGAUAUUGGAGGUGUUCUUUGUGUGCGGUGCUUCCGCCAUGAUAAUCAAGAACUACUGUACAACGAGGUGUUUGAACCUUUGUCUGGAACUUGA